Molecule: messenger RNA, 915 nt
Organism: Penicillium lagena
Lineage: Eukaryota; Fungi; Ascomycota; Eurotiomycetes; Eurotiales; Aspergillaceae
Gene: bgt1
Product: 1,3-beta-glucanosyltransferase Bgt1
Exons: 1
Coding region: 1-915 (304 amino acids)
Biological process (GO): carbohydrate metabolic process; cell wall organization
Cellular component (GO): cell surface; fungal-type cell wall; extracellular region
Molecular function (GO): glucan endo-1,3-beta-D-glucosidase activity; 1,3-beta-glucanosyltransferase activity
Source: RefSeq, a predicted model, not a curated record
AUGCGUGCUAGCAUCCUUCCUCUUGCCCUCGCCGCUCCGGCCGUGGUUUCGGCCACCCAGGGCACGCUGGGUCUCGCGCUCGGCGACAAGAACGCAGAUGGCUCCUGCAAAGCCACCAGCGACUACGAGGCCGAUUUCGCCGCCCUGAAGUCGCUGGCCAAUUCCACCCUUGUUCGCACCUACUCAUCCUCGGAAUGCAACACGGCCGCGAACAUCCUGCCCGCCGCCCAGUCCAGCGGCGUCAAGGUCGUCCUCGGCAUGUGGCCAGACACCGAUGCCUCGUUCAACCAGGACUUCAGCGCUCUCCAGUCUGCCGUACCGGGCAACGAGGCCGUCAUUGAGGCCAUCACCGUUGGCUCGGAGGCCCUGUACCGCGGCGAUAUGACCGCCGAAGCCCUCCUGGCCCGCAUCAACCAGGUUAAAAGCGCAUUCCCGCAGACCACCGUCGGUACCGCGGAUAGCUGGAACAAGUACGCCGACGGCACCGCCGACCCCCUGAUCCAGGGCAACGUCACCUACCUGAUGGCCAACGCCUUCGCCUACUGGCAGGGCAGCCCGAUCAGCAACGCGACCAACGUCUACUUCUCCGACAUGAACGGCGCCAUCCAGCACAUCCAGCAGGUGGCCGGUAGCAAUUUCGACAACAUUCGCGUGCUGAACGGCGAAACUGGCUGGCCGACGGACGGCGGGUCGAACUAUGCCGCCGCGCAGGCGGGCACGGCUAAUGCCGCGGAGUUCUGGCAGGACGGUGUGUGCGCCAUGCUCAACUCCGGGGUGGACGUGUUCUACUUUGAGGCAUUUGAUGAGUCGUGGAAGCCGGACAGCACGGGAGAUAACGGGCAGGCGUCGAACGAGCAGCACUGGGGGCUGUUGACGGCGAGCCGCACGGCCAAGCUCAACGUCACUUGUCCCUAG